AGAAAGAGGUGUAACUGCGUUUCAGAUACGACGAAGAGUUGAAAGUUUCUAAAAGAGCAGCGCGAGCAGCACCUUCACUCACUGGCAUUUAUAAGUCUGCUUUCUUUGCAGAUAGCCAGGAUGGAAAACAUGUCGUCUACUAAAUGGACCGAAAAUACCAACGACACUGAAAUCAUCGAUUCAAGGUUCCGUUACACUCUCUUUCCCAUUUUCUAUGGUGUGGUCUUCGUCUUGGGGUUGAUAGCCAACUGCUAUGCUCUCUAUGUGCUUCACCGCAUGCGGGAGUCUAAAGCCAUGAAUGAGAUUCGGAUCUACAUGACCAACUUGACUGUCGCAGACCUGUUGUUUGUGUCUGCUCUACCGUUCUGGAUUGACUACUACAUGCAUGAAGGUCACUGGAGAUCCACAGAAGCCUUCUGUCGUAUCACAGGCACAUUUUUCUUUAUUAACACCUAUGGCUCUAUUCUAUUCCUCACUGUCAUCAGCAUUAACCGUUACUGGGCUGUUACCAAACCCCUAAAGGCAGCCUCUUCUGACUGCUGGAAACGUGGAGCGAUCAUCUCAGUGCUCAUCUGGGCUUUCAUCCUUUCAGCAUCGAUUCCUCAACUUACUAAAGAGGGAAUUCAGAAGGAACAAAGAAUGAACAGGUCCAUGCAACGCUGUUUUGAGGGUUACCACUACACAGAUGAAAAUACAAAAAACGUAUUGGUCAUCACUCACUUCAGCAUUAUUGGCUUGUUCUUCCUUGUUUUCUUAAUGGUGAUUAUCUGCAACAUCUCCAUCGCUCGAGCUCUUCUGUCUCAACCCAUCAGUCAGCCUCGAGCCAGCACAGGACGACGUCCUGGCGGGACCAAACGAAGAGCUUUGAGGAUGUUGUGUGCCGUCAUUGGCGUGUUUGUAAUCUGUUUCCUACCCCAUCAUGUGGUGCAAGGUCCCUGGGUUUUGUCAGUGCUGCAACUGAAGAAGUAUUGGUCCACAUGGACUCACCAAACCUUAAACGAUGCCCAUCAGAUCACCCUCAUGCUUAUGGGGAUCAACUGUCUCCUAGACCCAUUGGUGUAUUGCUUCGCUACCACAAAAUUUCGCAAGUACCUCGAAAAUCAUUUCACAAAGAUGAAGAAUAGGAAAAACUGCUCACGUUACACGUUAAGCACAGGUAUAUCACUGAAGAGUAGACAUCAGAGCAUUGUCAAUGCUGUAGAUGAAGAGAAAGCAUAGCUGGGAAAUACCAAAGACUAUAGAAUACACAAGACAUGUCACUCGUAUCUUUUUGAAUGGGGAAAAGUCUAGUGGUCAA
Danio rerio (zebrafish) is the source of this 1297-nucleotide messenger RNA. The record is from RefSeq and is a predicted model, not a curated record. Lineage: Eukaryota; Metazoa; Chordata; Actinopteri; Cypriniformes; Danionidae.